This is a messenger RNA of Lotus japonicus, 1241 nucleotides long. RefSeq names its product AT-hook motif nuclear-localized protein 19-like. The transcript is spliced from 2 exons. Gene Ontology annotation, molecular function: DNA-binding transcription factor activity; minor groove of adenine-thymine-rich DNA binding. The record is from RefSeq and is a predicted model, not a curated record. The coding region runs from base 128 to 991 and encodes 287 amino acids. NCBI's taxonomy places the organism in Eukaryota, Viridiplantae, Streptophyta, Magnoliopsida, Fabales, Fabaceae. Gene Ontology annotation, cellular component: nucleus.
CUAGCUAAUUAGCAUAUUCCCAAUUAACCUCCAUUAUCAUCGAUCACAUUCUUGUUUUUCUUUUUCAUUUUUUCUCUGUUGACUCUCACAGUUUACAACAAACCUUGUCUCUCACUAAUCAAACUUUAUGGCGAAUCGGUGGUGGACUGGCUCGAUGGGUCUUGGCGGGGUUGAUGACAAUCCGGACAACUCUUCCCCCAUGGGAAAACCGGAUCUGGGUUUCUCCAUGAACAACAACGACGGUGGGAACCAAAGCGUUGGUGGUGGUGAGAAAGAAGAUGAGAAAGAAAGCAGCGAGGAGCCAAGAGAUGGAGCCAUUGUUUCUGGAUCCACACGUCGCCCGAGGGGACGUCCGGCAGGAUCGAAGAACAAGCCAAAGCCGCCGAUAUUCGUGACCAGGGACAGCCCUAACGCCCUCCGGAGCCAUGUCAUGGAGGUUGCCGCCGGCGCGGACAUCGCGGACAGCAUGGUGCAGUUCGCCAGGAGGCGCCAGAGGGGGGUUGCCAUCCUCACAGGCAGCGGCACCGUGGUCAACGUCUCGCUCCGGCAGCCAACGGCGCCAGGUGCGGUGGUGUCGCUUCAGGGAAGGUUUGACAUACUGUCCUUGACCGGCUCUGUGCUCCCAGGACCGGCCCCACCAGGCGCUCCUGGCCUAACCAUCUACCUUGCCGGAGGGCAGGGGCAGGUGGUCGGUGGAGCUGUGGUAGGGCCGCUGGUAGCUGCUGGGCCGGUUAUGAUAAUGGCGGCUACUUUUUCCAAUGCAACGUAUGAGAGGUUGCCCUUGGAGGAGGGUGAUCAGGAACAAGGCGGUUGCUCUCCUCCUCCCGGGAUGGGACAGCCGCCGGCCGGAGUGUCUGCGGGAGAAGCCUCGUCGGCGAUGGCGGGGUACAAUAAUCUCCCUCCCAGUUUAACUCUUCCAAAUGGGCAACAGCUGAACCCUGAUCAAGCUUAUUCAACUUGGGGACAUGGUCAUGGUAGAUCACCCUACUGAUCAAGUGGAACAUCGCCACCAUAUACAAGGAUAGGGACCUUAAUUUGGCUUCUGAUCUUCUUCCUAGUUUUUUCAUGUUGAAGUAAAGUAGGGACUGAUUUCAAUUGCAUCAUCAUCUGUAUAUUUAAUUAGUUUACUGCGCCAACUUCUGAUAUCUAAUAAGCAACUUUUGGGAUGGUGACCCUGGUAUCUAUAUGCUUCUUUCUCCUAUUUCUUCAAUUUUAGCCAAUGAGCUUAAUUUUAUGCUUCA